AUGCCCCGAAUACCCUUUGAAGAGAAAACUAACGAUGAAAAGUCCGACCAUUCAAAAGUCAAAAAGCAAACCGAUCGAGAGUACCUUAUAAACCACUUAUCUAUGCUAGCAACUCAAACCAGAGAUUAUGCCUUAAAAUACGACAUUAAGCUAUGUACUGAAAUACUACAGGGUAAAGAGAACCAAGCAGUCUCAGAGCUUAAAGAAGCAGUUACUGAACUAGCUGCAGAAAAUGAGCAACUUACUAAACAAUGUGAUUAUCUAAACAUGCAAUUAUACAAUCAAAAACAACAAUUAUAG
Molecule: messenger RNA, 300 nt
Organism: Nematocida homosporus
Lineage: Eukaryota; Fungi; Microsporidia
Exons: 1
Coding region: 1-300 (99 amino acids)
Source: RefSeq, a predicted model, not a curated record